This is a messenger RNA of Cooperia oncophora, 252 nucleotides long. NCBI's taxonomy places the organism in Eukaryota, Metazoa, Nematoda, Chromadorea, Rhabditida, Trichostrongylidae. The record is from the annotation of a GenBank genome assembly.
AUGACUUUGGAAAAAUAUAAAGAUGAUAAACUCGAGGAAGAAACCUUCUAUUUCGACGAUGUCAGCGAAAAAGACAGUCUACAGCUGAUAUUACGAAACCUUGUGGAUUUUGUCACCAGUCGUCAGCGAUCGCUAGCUGAUGAAUUCAAGAAGCAAAUAAAGCAUGGAGUAGUGAGAGACGUAGAGUUGUGCAUAGUGACUCCGAGAGUUGAAGGUGACAAACUCACAGCAUUCAGGUGUGUCCUUUUAUGA